CACGCAUAUGAACAUAAUUAUUAUUCUUGGUUCUUUCGCUAUAAUUCCUCACCAAAUGCCCACCAUCAAGGAUAUACGACGACCGUGCAACUCUGGCUUAAAUUUCCCCAUGUGACCACUGGGCUGCUCCUCGACGACGUCCUCUUUCUGUCUGUCUGUCUCUCUCUCUCUAUCUCUGUGCGCUCUGCUGAACAGCGCCAUUGACUGUGGAGUGAAAGAGCACCCAAAAGGAAGCUGGAAUCUUUCUGAUGCUCGUUAGCUUUCUGUGCCCUUUUGUUUUUGUUUUGGGGCUUCUGGGCAGCUCAGAAACCGAGAGGCCAGCUCAAGCAAUUCGCCAAGUUCUCUCCUUUCUUGAUUUUCUUGUUUUUGUGGGGAGUUUGAAGUCCCUUUUGCCCUUGCGACUUUUCUCGGCUCUGUAUUAUUAGGGGGCUCAAUCUUGAGCUGGUUGGAUAUUCUUUUUAGCCGAAAAAUCAGAGUGCCCACAUUGCAAGAAGGUGGUGUUUUUUUUAGGGGGGGGUCUCCUUGUAGGGCCGAGUGUUUUAGUUCUCUGGAUGAAAAGGGCAGAUCUUUGUUUUGGUUCUUGGUUUAUGAGCUCCAAAACAAGGGACACGGGCUAGUGAUACUGAUGCUUUUCCCCACCACUAAAGACCCUUUCGUGGGCGUCAUCCCGAUGAGGGUUCACAACUGUUUUUUUCCUCUUCUAUUGUUGGUGAAAUUGGACUCUAUAUUGAUGUUCAUACCUUUAACUCGGAUGAUAUUUCCCUUUUGUUCAGUUCUGUUCCUUUUGUCAAGCGCUGUGCUCUCUUACUAACAAGAAGCCAUCUGCUUCUUUUAUCAACCUUCCAGCGUUGAUUGAAAUUAUUGGCCAUGCCCAUACCUCGUUCUUUUUUAUCUCAUUUGAUGCUCUGAACAGAAAGUAUCUAGUUUGACCUUCUCUUCGCGUUUCAACGAACAUCUUCUUGGGCAAAAGCCAUAUUCUUCUUUCUUUUGGAAUUUUUGCUUGUUGGUUCAAUUUGGAGGAGAGUACUUGAGGAAAACCCAUCUGGGUCAUUGCUUUCCGGAUGCAAGAGCAAGCAAUUCGGAACAAUUACAUUCCUUUUUCCUGUUUCUUGAUAGAAGACUGAAGGUUCUAGAACAAGAGGAAGAAACCUAGUGCAAAAAAGGGUAUUUCGGCUACUUUAUUAGUUUAUCUUGGAGUAUGGCAAGCGGUAUGGAGAACCAGGGGAGAGUUCCUGCAAAUUUGAAGAAGCAGCUUGCUCUUGCUGUGAGAAAAAUCCAAUGGAGCUACGGAAUCUUCUGGUCCAUCUCAACCAGACAGCCUGGGGUCUUGGAGUGGGGUGAUGGGUACUACAACGGAGACAUCAAAACCAGGAAAACAAUUCAAGCCGUGGAACUUAAUACUGACCAGAUUGGUAUGCAGAGAAGCGAGCAACUGAGGGAACUAUAUGAGUCCCUAUCCGCUGGUGAAUCCAGCCCACAAGUUAGAAGGCCUUCAGCAGCAUUGUCCCCUGAAGAUCUCACCGACACGGAGUGGUAUUAUUUGGUUUGCAUGUCGUUCAUCUACGACAUUGGCCAAGGGUUGCCAGGAAGAACAUUAACUACAGGUCAACCUACUUGGCUCUGCAAUGCCCAUUAUGCAGAUAGCAAAGUGUUCAGUCGCUCUCUAUUGGCAAAGAGUGCAGCCAUUCAGACUGUGGUAUGCUUUCCAUUUCUGGGGGGCGUGAUUGAGCUCGGUGUGACCGACUUGGUUUUGGAGGACCCUGCUGUCAUCCAUCAUGUCAAAAGUACUCUUUUGGAAAUCCAAUACCCAAUAGCUUCCAAGAAAUUCAGUGCUCUUAUUGGAGAUACAAGAAACCAAGAUGACGUUGAUAUUCUCGAUCAUGACAUUCUCGAUGCCAAAUUGGUUCCUGUGGUAAGAGAACUGGAUAUGGCUUCUCCAGACACCAGCUCGAAUGGUUUUGGGGCCAAUCAGCAACCGGAGAAUUCAUUUGUGGUUGAAGCGAUAAAUGGAGUAGCUUCUCAAGCACAAAGUUGGCAGUUCAUGGAUGAUGAGUUUAGCAACUGCUUACACCAUUCUGUGAACUCCAGCGAUUGCAUAUCCCAAACAGUAGUUGAACCGACGAACUUAAGGUCAGUCCAGGCAGAUGACAAGGCAAAUGACCCUCAAGGUUGUGAUUACAUGAAACCAACCAUGUUGGAGAAUGAAAAUGACGAUGUGCAUUACCAGAGUGUCCUUUCAUCGCUUUUGAAAACUUCACACCAGUUGAUCAUCGGGCCACAUUUUCAAAGGGGUAAUAAGGAGUCGAGUUUUUUUGCUUGGAAGAAGGGACGGUUUCCAUCUCGGCAAACAACACUAGGUGGAACGCCGCAAAGGGUACUGAAGAGAAUCCUAUUUGAAGUUCCACGAAUGUAUGAUAAUGCUCUUGAGUCCCCCUUAGAAGAUAACAGGGAAAAUGGAGUUUGGAGGCCAGAGGCCGAUGAAAUUGGUCUGAACCAUGUGGUAUCAGAAAGUAAGCGAAAGGAAAAAAUAAACGAUCGCUUGGGUGUACUUAAAUCCAUGGUUCCUUCGGUCAGCAAGGUUGACAAGCUGUCUAUCUUAGAUGACACCAUUGCAUACCUGAGAGAGCUCCAGAGGAGGGUCGAGCAGUUGGAAUCUUGUGGGAUGCCGAUGGAAGUAGAAGCGAAAUCGAGAAGAAAGCCCCAUGACAUGGUUGAGCGAACUUCUGAUAACUGCGGGACCCAUGUGACAGGCUCUGGCAAGAAGCCGGUCGUGAACAAGAGGAAGGCCAGCGACAUUGAUGACAUGGAGCCGGAGACCAAUUCUGUAGUGCAGAGAGAUGCGUCUGCCGAUAAUUUGGCAGUCAAGAUUAAUGAUAGGACUGUGCUAAUCGAGAUGCGGUGCUCUUGGAGAGAGGGAGUAUUGCUCGAGAUCAUAAACGAGGUGAACAAUCUCCAUUUAGAUUCUCACUCAGUUCAGUCAUCGACCAUCGACGGGAUUCUGUCCUUGACCAUCAAAUCUAAGUUCACAGGGUCGAAGGUAACGUCUGCUGCAACAAUCAAACAAGCACUCCAGAGAUUCGCUCGGAAACGCGGAAAUUCAUCUCCGUACUAAUAAUCGCAUGUCGGUUUGCACGACACCGCGAUGUUAGCGUAGUCCUCUAUUGCAAGACCACUGUAGAAGAAGUCUGUUGAGUAGUUCUUCACGACAGUUGUUCUCAGUAGAUAGCCUAAUAAAAUGUUGGUAAAUUCUGCGAACAUUGUAAUUUGUACUUAAUAUGAGACGUUCAUCA
This is a messenger RNA of Syzygium oleosum, 3290 nucleotides long. Its product is annotated as transcription factor EGL1-like. The record is from RefSeq and is a predicted model, not a curated record. The coding region runs from base 1199 to 3112 and encodes 637 amino acids. The transcript has 8 exons. Gene Ontology annotation, molecular function: protein dimerization activity. Lineage: Eukaryota; Viridiplantae; Streptophyta; Magnoliopsida; Myrtales; Myrtaceae.